AAUAUGAAGAAGGCUAACAAACUCUUCAAGCGCGCCGUGGAGCUCGGGGAUUCGGGAGCCAUGGUGAAUCUUGGGAUUUCAUACGAGCUCGGCCAGGGCGUGAAGCCGGACCGAAAUAAGGCGAAACGGCUGUAUCGAAUGGCUGCGGACCGUGGCAGCGCGCAUGCACAAAAAAACCUUGGACUUCUUCUUCUUCAAGACGGUGAUUAUGCGAGUGGUUUUGGAUGCAUGAAAGCAAGCGCUGAACGCGGGUUCGCCGAGGCAGAGGCACUGCUCGGGAUGUGCUACCUUAGAGGCAACGGCGUGGAAGUCGAUAUCAACGAAGGCCAGCGCUGGUUGAGGCGCGCGGCCGCCAAGGGCGAGGAAUACGCCGUCGGGAUUCUGAAAUCUUUCAAUGAAUUGAAAGAGCUCUCUUUACAGGCUGCAUAG
Messenger RNA from Aureococcus anophagefferens, 429 nucleotides. RefSeq lists its product as hypothetical. Gene Ontology annotation, molecular function: protein binding. The record is from RefSeq and is a predicted model, not a curated record. The annotation marks the transcript as partial. The transcript has a single exon. Lineage: Eukaryota; Pelagophyceae; Pelagomonadales; Pelagomonadaceae.